Cyprinus carpio (common carp) is the source of this 3265-nucleotide messenger RNA. RefSeq names its product core-binding factor subunit beta (gene cbfb). Lineage: Eukaryota; Metazoa; Chordata; Actinopteri; Cypriniformes; Cyprinidae. Gene Ontology annotation, biological process: regulation of transcription by RNA polymerase II. Gene Ontology annotation, cellular component: nucleus; core-binding factor complex. The record is from RefSeq and is a predicted model, not a curated record. Gene Ontology annotation, molecular function: sequence-specific DNA binding; transcription coactivator activity.
UGCGACGGAUAAUAGUAGCGCGAGCGAGCGUCUGUUUGUCAGCAGUCGGAGAUCACACGCGCGAGAGUGAGGAAGAACAACAAGCCAACUGCAAAUUACUGCCAAAUCUAGUGCAGUACAAUUCACGGACCCCACAAGAGGCGAAAUCCGAGGGAGCUUUUACAUGUUAAAGAACACAAAGCUCACUGCAACAUACUCCAUCAUUAGAAGAAGAUAAAAGACGGAAGGAAAUAAGAGCGGGACUUGCGAGUUUCAAGACAACGCUUCACUCUCUUCGCAAGUUUACACAAAUACAAAUUAACAAAAUUGAUCAAAUCGCGUACAAGAUGCCUCGGGUGGUCCCGGAUCAGAGGAGCAAGUUCGAGAACGAGGAGUUCUUCAGGAAACUCAGUCGCGAGUGCGAGAUUAAAUACACCGGUUUCCGUGAUCGGCCGCACGAGGAGAGGCAGGCGCGCUUCCAGAACGCGUGUCGUGACGGCCGCUCAGAGAUAGCUUUUGUGGCAACCGGCACCAACCUCUCGCUGCAGUUCUUCCCAGCCAACCUUCAUGGGGAUCAGCGACAGGCGCCCACCCGAGAAUAUGUGGACUUCGAGCGGGAGACGGGAAAGGUUUAUCUGAAGGCACCUAUGAUCCUGAAUGGAGUGUGUGUGAUCUGGAGAGGCUGGAUUGAUCUUCAGCGUCUGGAUGGGAUGGGCUGUCUUGAAUAUGAUGAUGAGAGGGCACAGCAAGAGGAUGCUCUAGCCCAGGCAGCCUUUGAGGAAGCCCGCAGAAGGACCCGUGAUUUUGAGGACAGGGAUCGCUCGCACCGUGAGGACAUGGAGCAGAUGCCGAUGGCACAGCUCAGUCAUUUAAUAACUCAGGAGGACCCUGUGGCAUCAAAAAUCUGGGACUGAUGGCCUUCAAGGACCAGGCCCAGGCGACAGCAGGACCCCAGCCCUGGCUCCAACAUGGGCAACACUGAUGAUCACAAGAUGCGCUAGCGGCAUUCACCAAAGUGGGCAGGGAUAGGGUCACAAGACCUCCAACACCACGGCAAUCUCAUCUCCUGAUGCCUUGUUUAUCACAGGACAGACCAAAGUCCACACUGGUGGGGAUUUUCGGAUGGGAUGUUUGGUGAAGGGGCUGGGUGGGUUGGGCUGGGCUGGUAUUGAUGUGAGUCAGAGAUUCAUUCGCAUUUGAUUUAGUCCCUCGUUUCUUCUUGGGAUUUUUGCACUAUGUGAUACGUUCAGUUUAAGUCCCCCAUAUCGCCUUUCGGUAUGCAUGGUUUUCCUACUUAUGUUUGCUCUUGUUUCCCCCUAUGCAAGGCAUCUUAUUUUAUCCUAUUGUAAUGAAAUGGCAUUUUUUAAUUAUUUUAUUCGUAUUGUGUGUGAAAGUCAGGAUGUUUACUUUUUGUAUUUUCAUUUCCUCUAUAUAUAAACAUGUCUGUCCUUGUGCUUUGUAGGAGAAACUAGUAAACGUCACUAGGUAGUUUUGUGCAGUAGAGUAGAAUUAUUUUUUUUUGAUGUCUAAAAUCAAGAAAGAGGCUGCUGAUGUUGUGAACGAGGAGGUCUUUUCUUCUACCAUCCUUCUCCGUGUGCUCUGUCUUCCACUCUCUUCCUGUAACAGUCAGCUGAAGCAUGCUUUGAAAGUGAACCGAGAAGCAGGAAGUGAAUAUUGAGGUCAGUGUUACUCUACACAAAAUGAGGCAGAGAUUCGGUUUUUCACCCUACAUCUGCUUUUUCUUUCAUUAACAUUAAUGUUUUACCCAUUUAGUUUGUUUUAAGCAGUGUUUGCUGCACAGGCUAUUUUACUCUGGAACUCUUAAAAAUUAGUUAAUACAUUUUUCAGUCAUUGAAGACUUCACUUUCACUUCGUCAAAUACCACACUUUUUAUUUUUUUGACAACUACAUUAUUUCCCUCUAUGUUUUUUUUUUUUUGGUUUUUAAUGAGAUUUUGACAUUAAAUCUCCCUCCAUUCUUAUAAAACCAUGUGAAUUUAUGCAAUUUACAAUAUAUACCAGAUAGGACUUUUUUAACACUCAGGAGCCGUAAAGACAAAAAAAAUGACAGUAAUAUUUGUAAAUCGUAUUAUCUGUGACUUCCAGACAGAUCUAAAAUUCCUGAACAUUUUUACAUCUGCCUCUGUUAUUGUAUAUGCAAGUAAGUAUAAUCAUAAAACUGGGAUAAAACAUUCUCCACCAGGUCAAAUAGAAGAUAUUUGUGUGCCCUUUGGUCAAAGGUCCUGAAUCUGUUUAAGCUGAUUUAGUGUUUUGGGACAGUCAGUGCCGUUGGAUUGGAUGUUAGCUGUUAAAGGAAAAUCAGUGAUAAAGAGAAAGGAAAGUAGGGAAGGAAAGUCAGGUUAGAAACCAAGUUGCUCUAUCAUUAAAGCUUGUAACAGAACAAGAACAUAACUAUAUGACAUAAACAGAAUCACAAAUUGCUAUCCAAUGACAUUUGAUUUUGAACAUAAUAUUUAACGAUGCAUCGUUUCUAUGUUGUUUUUUAUUUUCCACAUCCAAUGGUAAGGAUUUAAGGGCCAAGAUUUCUUUUUUUGGGUGGGAUGCUGAAGUCAGAAGGUACGGCCUACCUCUAGCUUAAACCAAAUAUACACAAAUGAGAGCUUAUUUAUAGAGAGCAAGUUCAUGUUGUCUGAGUUUUGAAGAAAAGCUAAUGUUGGUUUAGUAGAACGUUAAAGCUUUAUAUAGUUGGAGUGGGCUUUCAUACCACACAGUGGUCAGAGACUGGGCACCAGGAGGUUACUGAGGUCUGGAUAUAUUUUGAAGAUGCCAGAGACAGAGAACUUGACCAAAUCAGAGUCCGCAAAGCAGUCCUGCUUUAAUUAGUCUCGCAGAUCAACUCACUGCUUCUAGGUGUGUCUUGUGCUGUGUAUCAAAGAAGUAACCUUUGCUGGCCCUCUGUUAGUUUCUCUCUCACCCCUUUACUUAAUGCUGGCAUUAAGGCAAAAUACAGUACACACCAGGUAGUGGAUGGUUCUUUUUUAAUGAAUGAAUAAAUAAAAUGUUUAUUUUCUUAUUUGUUUUAAGUUAUUGAUGCAGGUAUACGUUUGUUUCAUUAUCAGGUUCCGCUAUGAUGAAAUGUGUAUUUCUGUAUUGAUAUAUUGCUUUCCUUUUCCCCUUUGCCCCCCUAAAGACGUGGGGAUGCUUUUAUAUGGUCUUUGGUUUUAGCUCUUUUUCUCUUUUUAAUUUUAAGCAAGGAGGACUGUUAACUGAAGUGUUAUGUUUGAUUUGUUUCUUAUUAAACUUGUUACAAACCAUAUUCUCAUUCA